AGCACGGGCUGUCAAAAAGUGUUGUCGUGCCGUACGCAUCGGACGUGCCUGUGUUGUUUUCGUGCGUGAAUUCUCUCUCCCACUUCUCCCCGCCCCUCACACACACACAGCUUUCCCCGCCUGCGGUGAAGAGGCUAACGGUACACGGGUUUACAACAGUGUAACGAUGUGACACGGGUGCUGGAGCGUCUUAACUUCGAAAACAUCUUAACCAUCCACAAGUGCCAAGGAAACAAGCCUUUGGUGCAUGUGCAAGUGUGGGGGUUUGAAGGCGGUCGCUCGAAUUCCCUUGCUCACAGCACGAAAUCGCGUCAAGGCAUCAAACGACAGGUUUUCCUCCUCCCCUUACCCCCUUUGCGGAGGAGUGGUUGAUGGUGGAGCAUCAAGCGAUGCAAGUGAGCCAACAAAAUUAAAGCAGUGAAGGGCGAGCGAAAGAGUGCUCUUAGUUGGUGUGUGCUUUUGAAAAAAAAAAAACAACGGAAAGCGUAUAAGCAAGAGUCUGUGGAAAAUCAUCAGUGAGAAGCGGUGUGAUUUGUGUUAAAAAAUAAGAAAAAGAUCUUAGAUGCUUACCGUGUGCUUUUGUGUGAUUUGAAGUUUUUUUUGGUAAAAUUCCAUUUACAUCAACAUAAUCGCUGUUGGGCAAGAAGAAAGUGUUCGUGGGGAGGUAGCGCUGUUUCCCGCGAAGUGAUAAAAUCACGGAUCCAAGAUCUCCACGAGCAGAGCAUGCGGUGAAAAGGGUUUGCUCCUGUGCGUGUGUAUGGGUGUGCGUUGCACGUGCGAUAGUGUUUUGCUCUCUCUGUGUGUGUGCAUGUGUGUGUUUGUACGUGGGCUUUUUCUGUGUAAAGUCCAAGCGCAAAGCAAAACUGGUGCACAAACGUAAAGUACGGUGUGCCUGGCGAGAAGCAACACCCCUCUUCAUCAUUCCUGUGUGGAGGUGUGGGUGGUGAUAGUGAAAGUGUGGUAGUGGAGGGAGGUCUGGUUUUCGGUUUUUUCGUUUUGCUUCGGUUUUGCGGUUUUGUUUGUGGCGGAAUAAAAAAAUUUAGUGUGAAAAAUGAAUAACAACAGCUCGCGAACGCACCUGCCCUGGAUGUUCAACAACUCGCUGGCCAUCCGCCAGGAGAUACAGCGGUUCGAGAGCGUCCAUCCGUCUAUCUACGCCAUCUACCACCUGAUCGACCUCAUCCCGGACGUGCAGGUCGCGCAGCAGAUCCGAGAUCAUGUCGUCUGCAUAGAAGAUUCGUUCGUUAACAGCCAAGAAUGGACCAUCUCCCGAUCCGUGCCGGACAUCCGGCUCGGCAUUGUGGGCAGCCUGAGCUCGGGCAAGUCGGCCCUGGUCCACCGCUAUCUGACCGGCACGUACAUGCAGGAGGAAUCGCCCGAGGGCGGCCGGUUCAAGAAGGAAAUUCAGAUCGACAAUCAAAGCUACCUGCUGCUGAUACGGGACGAAGGUGGCCCACCGGAGAUUCAGUUUGCCGCCUGGGUUGAUGCCGUCAUUUUCGUCUUCAGCUUGGACAACGAGUCGAGCUUCAAUGCGAUCUACACCUACUACAACCGGAUAGCGCACCAUCGCAAUACGGCCGAAAUACCGUUCAUUCUCGUCGGAACACAAGACGGUAUUUGUGAACGGGCACCGCGAGUCAUCGACGAUGCGCGGGCUCGAAAGCUGGCGCAAGAUUUGAAACGCUGCACCUAUUACGAAACCUGCGCCACCUACGGACUGAACGUGGAACGAGUAUUUCAGGACGCCUGCCAGAAGAUCGUCCAGCAGCGCCUGUCGACGGGUUCGACGAUCACGCCAACGAACUCGCGCCCCACCACCCCGCAAGGCACGCGGCUCGGUGUGGCCAGCUUUCACCCGUCCGUUCCGAGCCCGACGAACGGGUACGCCGGUUCGGCCGUCACACACAGCAGCAGCAACGCGUCGCCCAGCCACCAGCAGCAGCAGCAGCAGAACCACCAAACCGGCGGCACUAUGACGCUGCCCCAUCGGCACCACGUCCUGUCCGCCUCGAGCCAUCACAUUCCGAUCAAGAUCAGCCAGGAGCUGAUCGGGGCCGAACAGCACCACCACCACCACACGUCCUCGGCCGGGGCAAACGCCCAGAAGUGGGGUACGAUCUCGCACGGCACCUCCCAGCAGACGCUGCUCGCGCUAACGAACGAGAACAACAACAUCUCCAAGUUCAUCCCCCCAACGCACCCGGUGUCGAGCGGGCUGCCACCACCAACCGAUUCUUCGCUGCUCCAACCGCACGGUGGUGCAUCGCUUACCGCCAUGUCCGGCAAGGACAGUAGCAGUGGCGGCAGCGGCAAGGACGGCAAGGACGGGAAGGAACUCCCGACGCCAACCUCCACACCGACCACAUCGCGCAAGAGCCGCCGAAGAUCGAACCUGUUCAUCCCGUCCUCCUCCAAGAAGGAGCAGCAGCAGCAGGAGAAGAUCAAAAACGGUGAGCUCGGGUCGGGCCGAGCCAUCCCGAUCAAGCAGGGCUACCUGUACAAGCGCAGCAGCAAAUCGCUCAACAAGGAGUGGAAGAAAAAGUACGUCACGCUGUGCGACGAUGGGCGGCUCACGUACCACCCCUCGCUGCACGACUACAUGGAGGACGUGCACGGGAAGGAGGUGUCGCUGCAGUACGUCACGGUGAAGGUGCCGGGCCAGAAGCCGCGCGGCACCAAGUCCAUCAUCACGAACAGUGCGCUGACGGCGGCGGCCGCUGCAGCGGCCCAGCAAGCGUCAUCGUCCACCAACGGCACGAACGGCGGCUCGAACGGGCUAACCGAGGGGAUCGGGGGGCUGUCCCUAGCGAAGGAUCGCAAGUGCACGGAGAAGGUGCUGCUGACCGCGUUCGACACGCUGCGCGAACCGGUCAAGUCGAACUCGCAGACGAGCGGCGACGAGGGCAUCGUGAUCAGCAGCAGCAACUCGCAGAGCUUCCUCGGGGACAGCAGCAGUGCGGCGGCCGGCAGCAAGAUCGAUGCGCAGACGCCGAACGUGAAGAAGCGGCACCGGCGCAUGAAGAGCAGCGGCGUGGGGAAGAACAGCGAGUACGAUGAUUCCGACGGGUUCGAGUUCUACAUCGUCUCGCUGGACAACAAGCAGUGGCACUUCGAGGCGUCCAACUCGGAGGAGCGGGACGAGUGGGUGUCGGUGAUAGAGCAGGAAAUCUUCAAGAGCUUGCAGGGCAUCGAGUCGUCCAAGUCGAAACCACUGAACCCGAGCGACAUUGCGUCGAUGCAGUCGAUCCGAAGCCGGGUCCCUGGCAACGGUUACUGCGUGGACUGUGAUUCACCAAAUCCCGAAUGGGCCAGCUUGAAUCUGGGCGUGCUGAUGUGCAUCGAGUGUUCCGGGGUGCACCGAAAUCUUGGUUCGCACAUCAGCAAGGUGCGAUCGCUCGGGCUGGAUGAGUGGCCUCCGGGCCAUCUGAGCGUAAUGCUGGCGAUCGGCAACAGCCUAGCGAACUCGGUCUGGGAGGCGAAUACGCGCGGCCGGGUAAAACCAACGCCCGCCAGCUCGCGCGAGGAGAAGGAAGCGUGGAUCCGCAGCAAGUACGAGGGCAAAGAGUUUCUGCCCCACUUUAACCCGUCGCCCCCGAUCGGCCAGCAGCUGUGCGAGGCGGUGGUGCGCUCCGACAUGAAGUCGAUCAUCAUCCUGCUCGCCAAUGCGUCGAACGAGCACAUCAACUCGACCGCCAGCAACCGGGAUCUGCGCACGCCGCUACUGUUGGCGUGUGCGAUCGGGAAUUUGGCCAUCACGCAGCUCUUGAUUUGGCACCAUGCCAACCUGAAGCACGUGGACAGCGAGGGCCGAUCCUGUCUAACCUUUGCCAAAGCGGCCAACUCGCUGGCGGCGGCCAAGCAGGCAAACAAUUCGCCCCACCACGUGAAUGUGGAGACGACCACGGCCCUGGUGGAGCUGCUGACCAGCCUGGGCUGUACCGAUCCGGCACCGUUCUCUGCCAGCGGUACGCUACCGCGCCGAAGGGAAACGAUCGAUCAGGCCACGUUCGAGAAGUUUUCCUCGAGCGUCAUCUAAACGACGACCGCUGUGUUUGUAUGGAAGCGCAGUAGGAGUAGUAGUAGUAGUAUUAGCACCUUGAUGAUAUAUAGACAAAUUUCGAGAACGCAAUCUCUCAAGACACGCAAGUUUUGUCCCCGACUAUGUAAAGAGAGAGAGAGAGCCGCAAUUAGAGGGACACUUUCUCUCUAACACAGAUUCAUAUGUUAAGUUCUUUAGCCUUUAAAGAGAUGGUGGUUGUGCGCGUUCUGUUUACUUCUCGGUAACGAACGCCGCAGCAAGACGUAUUUGACGAGAGACAGAGAGAGAACCCUUGAUGGCAUUGUGAUCGAAUAUGAAGUUGAAUUUCGGUGGGUGGUAGUAGUAUCUCUGUGUUUAAGCAUUCUGUUUCUGAAGCCCCGAAACAGGUACAGGAUUUUGUAAAUAAUUUGUCCACAAUUGUCGUUCGUUUGGCCAAAGGCAACACAAAUACGAGCAAGAGAGGAAAAAAACUGUACCCCUAAUCCCCCCCCCCCUUUUUAUGUGUAUAAAUGUGGUUAAGAAGCGUUUGCGUUUUAUAUAGAAGAAGAGGAAGGUAUAUCUUAUGGUAGAGAGCAGCAGAAGCGAGGAGAAGGAGAGCUCGCUUUUCCUUUAGUGUUUAAAAUGGCGCACGAACCCAUAUUUCCCCUGGUAGUAUGUAUAUGUACAUGUGCUAAGAGCUUAGCUGAGAAGAAGGAACACUUUAGCACUUUUUUUAGUGUUUUGUUAGUUUGUUAGCCGCGCGCUGUUUUCGUGUUGUUCGUGUGCUUGCACCGUUCCACACACGGGCGCCCUUCCCUCCCUUCCUCUGUGUACGUAAUAUAACAUUUUAGAUGUUGUUUAUUCUGUUCUGUUCUGUUCUGUUUCGAUAAGAAUUAUAUCAUCCCUCUCUCUUUAAGUUGCUUUCUUAGUUUAAUCACAGUGGUAGUGUGCGGUGUAGCCGCCCCACAAGACGCGUACCUCUAAACAAAAACUCACAUUGGACUGGAACCAUUUAAUUUUUGUUUGGUCUUUAUUUUUUCUUUUUCGUUAUUAAAAUUAGUGUUUUGUUGCAUAUGAUCCGCCGCAGUAGCCGAUCGUCGGGAUGAUCUUUUAUCGUACGCAAUAUUUAUUCACAGUUGUAGAGAGAGAGGAUGAGAGAGAGAAAGCGCGCGUACGCUUGUUUUAAUGAAUUCAUUCAGUUCCUAGUUUUGAUCCGGGUUUUGUCGAUCAGUUUGUACCUUUAUUUGACAAUUUCAAAAAGGACAUUUAACACACAUCUGUCCUUGGUUGGUUUGCAACUUUUGAUUCUCUUUUUAACAAGAGUUUCCGAAUGCCGAAUGGUUUUUUUUAAUAUUGAUUUGCUCAUUUUCUGUUCCGUUUAGUGCAGCGUAACAUAAAUAUAUAGAUUGAAUUAUUGCACUCACACACACAAAAAAACACAGUACGUUAACGAAUUGUGCCGACGCAUUAGGGCCAAACAGAGAGAAACGCUUGGCAUAAUAUAAAUGUAUACAUAAAUACACAACAAAACAGCAUAACAGCAUAGCAGCACACAGCAUAUAGAGCAGCGAAUCCCUCUUUCCCCCCACACACGCCACAGCUACAAUGCACUACGAACCACAAUUGUAGGAGAAAGAGCAGAAGAAGAAGGUAUUAGAAUGUGUUUGCAAAACAAAAAAGAACCCUUAAAAUAGUAACGGUAGACCUCAGCAACCAGAUAACUGAUGAUGUAUGGCAAAAAGCGUAUUAGAGAAGAUGAGGGAGAAAUGUAUUGUCAUUUAUGAAAAAAAGAUUUAACAGAAUUGCCCCCCCCCCCCCCCUCCUUUCUUAUCCUUCGACAAAACGAAAGCUCGUUAAAGUAUCGAACCACACACACAAGUUGAUAGUAAUAGACGACUCCUAUAGAUAAUAUUGCAGAGAAUUUAAUCACCCUUUAACAACAACAACAAAAAACGUUUAGUACAGAUUGCGAACUACAAAAGCGAAAACAAAAGAGAAACGGAGAGUAGCAUUGCAUUAAAAAGUGGUAAAACACCCUCUUAGAAGAGCCAAGUAUAGAGUAGAACAAGAGAUGAGAACACAUGUUGAAAACAACUCUGUUAUAGGUUACAAAACAGAGCAACAGGAAUAUAAAGAAGAAAAAGCCCGCAAAGCAUUACACAAAAAAACUCGUUAUUCAAUUCUCUUUAGUACUUCAGUAACAGUAAACAAAAAAACUACAAAAAGAAAACAACAUUGAAAGGAAAAGCCCCCUACACACACACACACACUAACAUUAGAAGAAGAGAAUUAGAGCGAUAGAGUAUAAUAAUAGCUUAACAAACAAAAAAAAAACAUUUCACAACCCCUUUUCGCCCGCGUCCGUUGUUUGUGAAAUUGGCAAAUAUGAAAGCAAAAUUGGAUUGGACUGGAACAAAAAAACAUUAGAAAAUUUAACAACUUUCGCUGAAUCUCUCCCACUCUCUCUCUCUCUUUUUACAACUAACUCGCAAUUUUUGGCGACACGAGUGGGGAUGGGGGAAAAGAAGAAUGAAGAAAUGAUAAAAUGAGGUUGGUGCGCAGUAAAACAAAACCAAGAAUACAAUAUACGAAAUGAUACGAUGAAGCAUUAA
Anopheles coluzzii is the source of this 6630-nucleotide messenger RNA. RefSeq names its product centaurin-gamma-1A (gene CenG1A). Gene Ontology annotation, cellular component: nucleus. Gene Ontology annotation, molecular function: protein binding; GTPase activity; GTP binding. The transcript is spliced from 9 exons. Bases 1052 to 4036 code for a protein of 994 amino acids. NCBI's taxonomy places the organism in Eukaryota, Metazoa, Arthropoda, Insecta, Diptera, Culicidae. The record is from RefSeq and is a predicted model, not a curated record.